Molecule: messenger RNA, 3867 nt
Organism: Huiozyma naganishii CBS 8797
Lineage: Eukaryota; Fungi; Ascomycota; Saccharomycetes; Saccharomycetales; Saccharomycetaceae
Gene: TRS120
Product: TRAPPII-specific subunit TRS120
Exons: 1
Coding region: 1-3867 (1288 amino acids)
Cellular component (GO): trans-Golgi network
Source: RefSeq, a predicted model, not a curated record
AUGAACUCACUAGUACAUUACCCGAGCUUUGUCGAUCCCUGCCAGAUUCGAACACUUGUGGUACCAAUUGGUCGCUGGAAAUGGGAUGACUGUGAGCUCGCGUUGGAGAAUUUGAAGAGGUUUAAUGAGAUCAGACUGCUCGACAUCACACCACUGGACAGUCCCUUGUUCAACCCGCAGGGGUUCCCACAGGGACGUUUGUUUUUCCAGUUUAAUUCUCUGGGCCACACCGACGAAACAGACCUGUUUCUCUGCGAUUUCGAACCCUUUAGGAAACAAUUUGUCGUGAUCGGGCUAGUAAACGAUGAUAGUGAUCCUGUCAAGAACAUGGAGAUUUUACGGGAGAAGUAUGCAACUACGAUAUCGCAUAGUCUGAUAUAUUUCAACAGCAAGAACGUUUCAGAAAAAUUAGAUGACCGUGAUCCCAGAGUCUUCCACAUAAAAAGUUUCAACGAAAUGGAGAAACGCCUAGAGACCAUCAUUUGCGAUAUUGGGAGAAGCUUUUUGCUAUCACUAAACCACUACUAUUCAUCUUACAAGCAUGUUACACUGAGGUCUCCAGGGAUAAUUGGUGGGAACUCCAUCAUGAAAAUGAACUUAACCAAAUACGGAGACGAUGUCCUUUCAGGGAAAAACUCUCUGCGCAACACAUCAAGCAACGCAGCAGCAUCACAGUCCGCGAACUCGAAAAGGCUCUCAUCCUUUGAGCUCACAACCAACAGCAUUAAAAAGUCUGCAUCUAUUAAACUAGCAUCCACAUUAUCCACCUCAGAUAGUCGAGCCCAACAGAGGGCCAGAGGAAGACAACUAAAGAUUCUGGGUAAUUUUCAACUCCUUGCUGGGAAAUACCUCGAUGCGCUUAACAGUUUCACAGAGGCUGCUGAACUCCUGCAUAAAAUACGAGACCUACUUUGGCUAGGAUCAGCAUUGGACGGUGUCGCAAUUUCGUUCCUUUUACUGUCCUAUCUACAAAUCUCAUUCUGCAUACCAGAGAUUGUAAAUAAACUUUGUCCAGUAGAAAUAUCUUCACCUGAGGAAAAAUCCGUGAAUGAUACAACGCCGAAGGCAACAACACCGCGCACAAGUACUACAGUAACACCAAUGCAUAUGAAGUCUCCAAGAAACUCUAUAGUGGCAAACGUGAAUCCUACAAUGUUGGAACUUGAAGUCGAUAAAGUCAACCUUCCUAAGCUCAUUCAAUUGAUAUCAAAUAAAAUACUAUACUAUUACGAGUUGAGUGUUUCACAUAACAGCGAAUAUGCACCGCAGGUAGUGUAUUGCAAUCUCUUGUUGAGAAUCCUAACGUUCAUGGUUUCAGCGAGAUCUGCAACAAGUACUCUAUCCACCAAAGUGCUGCAAAGCAUUAUCAAUCCUCAAUCUUCAACGACAGAACCGUUACCUGCAGACGAUUUUACAAAUACACACGCUUUGGAAGUUUACAGGUUUUCUAACAGACUGUUCGAAUUAGAUUUGGCAGGCAUGAGUAUUGAGGCGCAAAUCGGCGUUUAUAAUACACUGGCAAACGUAUACCAUCUUUUGGGUUACAACAGGAAAAAGGGGUUCGCUCUUCUCCUGUUAUUACAAACUCUUUUACAAGACAAGAAAACCAAAAGUUUCAAAUGGCACCCUGCAUACAGAGAACUACUAAAGGGAAUAAUGCACUUAUACAAGAUAGAUAGCAAUACAGAACCGUUGGCCCAUAAUGAAGAUGAUAAUUGGUUGAAAAUUCAAAAAAAAGUGAUAUGUUUAUGUCGAGAUGUCGCAGAAAAAGUAGGCGACUUUUCCUUAUGUGCUAAAAUGGCACUUCUAUUGAUCAGUAAGCAUACAUUUUGUUUGACAACUGAUAAUCAGGAAUCAAUAUUGAAAGAUUACAUCCUACCAUCUAUCAAGCAGGGGGAAAUUUUACAAUAUUGGGAUCCGUGUAUACUAAGAAGUGUCGAACUGCGGAGAUUGGAGACAAACGAUCCAACGAACCCUGAUUCUGAGUUUCCCCGGGAGAGGUCGAUAUUAGAUGAUCAAAAAUUAAAAUCAGUAGCCAAACCACAUAUGCUUGAUACGCAUGAAGUUUUCAAUCCGUUUAAACAUUUGACUUUGGAAGACGAUACGUCUAAUAACGCUACCAAUAAAUCUGAUGAUGCAGCCGGUAUCAGUACCUCUACCAUAUUUCAUAAGUUUAUCCUUGGUGAUAACAUUGAAUUGGCUUGCAAUUUGCAGAAUCCUUUUGAUUUUGAGGUAAUCGUCACAAAGAUAGAACUGACUGAACGAUCCAGAGAAUUUUGUCAAUUAGGUCAAAAUACUGUUACGGAGUUCAGCCCAUUCAUAUUGAAGCCCCGAAGCAUGACAACACUUUCAUUUCCAUUGAUUUUGCAAAAGUCGACAUCUAGCGAAUCACACAUUUUAGAGGCACUGGAUAUAUCUGUCUUCAAUCUUCCUUUGCAAGAGUUCAAAAUUAUUUUUGAUGACACUAAAAGUGAAUCAGGAAUGCACAGAUAUACCUAUAACGCAAUUGAUAUGAAGAUAAUCCCGGAACAACCACAUUUGGAACUAAUUAACGAUUCAUCGGCAGCAGAAAACUGUGUUAUGGUGUUGGACGGUACGACAACAAGACUUCCAUUGAGAUUAAACAAUAAGUCUCUUGGCUGUGAGGUGGAUUAUAUUAAAUUCUCUACCAUUACCAACAUAGAAAAAGAACUGAAGCCUGAUUACUGGCGGAAGUUAUCCCCUGAUAAGUUAUACAACUUCGAAUUGGGUCUACGAGCGUUGAAGCAGUCGUGCAUAAAGAUAAUUGACCAGCCAACUGGUUUGAAACCUAAUGAAGGCGUUAAUUUCGCAGUAGAUUUGGACGUCAUGUCUGUACCUUUGAACUUCAACAAGUUUGACCUCAUCAUAGAGUACGGCAUGAAAGGGUCCAGCGAAAAGCUCAUGUACGUUAAAGAACUGAAGGUUACUUAUGACGUGACAGUACGAAAGGCAAUCGAAGUUCCAAGCUUAGACGUAAUACCAAUAAGCGAAACAUUUAAACAAGAUGUUGGGGCAGAUGUUGACUGGGCAGCUUACUUACAAAAGCAGCUGACAAAAGAUAAGAAUCUUCGGGUCAAUGACUUUGCUUUAGUUUUGGUUGACUUUAGAAAUUCAUGGAUUGACGGUAUUACACUACAAGCUGAGUUUGACGACUUUUCGGGUAAGAGCUACAUGGUCGAAACAGAACACACUCUGCGAAUCAUCAUCCCUGUUAGGAAAAUUGCGAACACAAAUAACGUUCUAUCUGAGAAACCGAUACCAACCGUUGUUACCAACAGACAGUUUAUUCGUACAAACUUGACCGAUGAACAGAUUAUGGAUGUGAGGGAACGGUUCUGGUGUAGGGAAUACAUUCUUGAUAGACUUAAGUGUAAGUGGCACUUUUCGCACGAUAAAAAUGUUGGUGGGUUGGUCGAUGCUAGGAAAUUCCUGGAUGUUUUCGAUAAUAACAUCGUUGCUGCUCUCUAUGAGGGAAAAUUUCCUUACCACAUCAACGUGAAUCUCGAUAAAGAAAGUUUGAAGGUAGGCGAACAUUUGAAAGCGACAGUUAAUGUCAGCCCUGUUAAAGACAAUAGCACACUAGGUGAAUUACCCAGCAUUAUCUUGCUGAAUGUUCUAAUUUUCGACAACAGGACGUCGAAGUUGCUUUCAAAAUCCAAUCGUCGUAUUCUAUACAAUGGUCUGUCUUGUAAAAGUAUUAGCGGAGGUACUGCUACAGAAACUACUUUUGAUUUCCUCCCUAUUGAAACUGGACAAUAUCAGAUAUGUGCUUGUCUAUCGCGCUCUGAUGACCGAGACACCGUGAUUCAACUUGAUCAUUCGAUUGUAAUAUUUAAUGUUUUAUAG